CUCAUCCCCCACACAGUGCGCUUAAUUCUAUGCGCUUAUUGUGGUUGCCGUUGACUUUCAGUUGCCAGCCAAGCUUCGUCAGUCGUGAAGUUCAUCGUUCAACCUGCAGACGUGUUUUCUCGUUAACGUUCAGCACUGGCCGGAAAGUGUUCCAUCAUCGAACUGGGUCUGGGGCCCAUUUGUGGUACUGUGGUUGUUGUGCGGUAGCCGUUGGAGCGCGGCGUCAGUCAAUCGCUGACUGGUAGCAGGGCGUUGGCAAUAUUACAGCCAAGUGUGGAUGGUGGAAGUGACCAACAUUUGCUCGGGGAUCUGAGCUCAGGAAAAAUAAGACUAGCGCCGUUUCAUGGCCCUUAUAGUCGCAAGUUGUAACUAGUGUUGGCGAAACGGGGCAAAAUCUUAUCUGUGACGGCUGAGUUAGAUAGCGAAAUUUGAUGAUAAGCGAGCUGGUGUGUAUAGAAUAAGGUAGCGUGACGAAAAAAAUCGAUAAAGCACAGGUGAAUUAGUAAUCACUGCCCAAACGAGUGGGUACGAACUGUCCCAACAUUGUUAUUUUCAUUACACUUACGCGGAAAUUGUGCAACAGUGAGCUGGGAAAAUAGUUUAGAAAAUAAAAGUUCAUUGUUCCGGUUUACGCAUGGAAAACUUCAGAGGAAAAGUGAAUGAAUGGUCCGUUAUGUCUGGCGCUGGAAAAUGUGUUCAACUCUAACGCGACAAGCUUGGAAUUUAAAAAAUAAGGCACUGAAAAAGUGACUCAACGCGUAGAUUAAUAAUCAUCAAGAUUACUCAUCGCAGACAGACGAGCAGGAAUUUUAUGAAUGACCAACAUCUACCCAGCCGCCAACCUCAAUUAACCCUCACACAGACAUCGGCAGCAAUAGCGUAGUGAAACCCGCGACGACGCACCUGCAGUGCACAACGAUACGUGAUAACACGACAGUCAGUCAGUCAGUGGUAUGCAAAGUGGUGUAGAAUUAGUGAACCGAUACCUGUCCUCAAACGACGACCGCAAUGUGACUAAUAGAGCUAUCACCGCUAAGUUUUCAUCGCAUGAUUUAAAUAUCUUACUAAGUGCUUCUUUAUGUUGCUCGCCAUCGAGUGCUGGCAAUGUUGCGAAACAUAAGCAGUGAUAUCACCUUGAAAUUGUUUUGAGAAUAGUAGUGCGCGAAGUUUAAACAACGUGAGAAAAUACUAUACGAUUGCUCAUUGUUAUAACGCUAAGCCCGUCGUUUGUCGUUGAUUCGCGCACCCAAACACGCAAAGUGGGCUAAGUGCGGGUGAAUCAUACUGCAAUUACGUUCCAACCACACCGGCAAUAACAGUUCGAAGAGUCUCAAUCACCACCAGUCCAGUUAAUGCUGCCAUCGAAUCGACCAAUGUGUUGCAUUGCUGUCGAAACCAGUUUCGCGUAUUUCAAGAAUGGCUUUAAAUACCAACUGCGAGCCACCAACGUAUUUCCAACAGCACAAGCCUUCGGCUAAGGCUACCAACAACAGCAGCAUCGACAGAGGUGGAUGUAGUGUACGGAAAAAAUGUGUUCAUCUGAGUUCCAUCAGCAUCGGUUGUAGGGCAGCUUUCGUGUUUAUACUUUACGUUGCUGCAUUCGUUAGCUUGGUAAACGGACAGUUCCACACGACACGCGAUCCGCGGUGGUAUUCCCGUGAAGGCGAUUUCAAUUACCGUCUACCUAACCCGGGCGAUCCUGAUUACAGAACCUACACUUAUAACAACCGACGAUAUGGUUACUACCAACCGAAUGGAUAUGGACAGCAAUAUCCAGGUCAAAACAAACCCGGUCAGUAUCCUCAAAAUACUGGCCUUGGUGAGGAUAGAUUUAAGUAUGAUCCGACCAAUCCAAACAACGUCCAAACACCGUUCCCGGGUGUGCUCGGUGGCUGGCGGGAAGAUCUGCAGGGCAAACUGCGACGUGACUCAAUCCAGCUGGAACGCGACGUGUUUGUAACGACCAACUAUGGUCAGGUGCAAGGCUUCAAGGUCAACAUGUACGACAAUCCGGAUCCGAAGUCGUUCUUCCGACCUUGGCACAGUCCCGUCGAUCGGAUUGUGGGAACCUGUUCAACCUUCCUGGGUAUUCCGUACGCACUGCCACCGACAUUCGAGGGACGAUUCAAGCCUCCGCGGCCGCAUAGAGGAUGGCAAUUGCUGCAAGCAGUGGAUUACGGACCCGCCUGUCCCCAGCCCGUUCAGUAUACCGGUGCUACCAAGGGCAUACGCGACAUGGAUGAAGAUUGUCUGUAUCUGAAUGUGUUCUCACCAAACACCCAGUCCGGUGUGGCUCAGCGAUACCCCGUGAUGAUUUACAUCCACGGUGGUGAGUUCGUUCGGGGAGCUUCGAAUGUAUUUCCAGGGCACAUGCUGGCCGCAUUCUACGAAGUAGUGGUCGUCACCUUCAACUAUCGUCUCGGGGCGCUCGGGUUUCUGUCCACCGGAGAUGAGAACUCACCGGGCAACUACGGUAUUCUGGAUCAGAUUAUGGCAGUACGGUGGGUGUACGACAACAUAGAGGCGUUCAACGGAGACCGUAACUUGAUAACUCUCUUCGGUCCGGGUGCGGGAGCUGCAUCCGCUGGGUUGUUGAUGGUAGCGCCUCAAACCAAGGACAUCAUCGCACGAGUCAUAGCCCAAUCUGGUGCGGCAGUUGCCGACUGGGCGCUAAUUGUAGAUAAGUAUCGAGCGCAGAAUACAAGCCGAGUCUUCGGUCAAAUGGUUGGAUGUUCAAUCGAAACGUCGUGGAAAUUGGUAAACUGCAUGCGACAAGGUCGUAGUUUCUUCGAGCUAGGAAACGCAGAAUUUGCUCCGCAUGUUGGUCUGUUCCCAUGGGGACCCGUUCUGGAUAUCAAUUUUACCUUUCCUGGCGAUGAGUGGUACGAAGGUUGGAGAGAACGAGACUGGCAUUUCCUGUCGGAAACUCCUGAGCAGCUAAUUAAAAAAGGACAAUACAACCGAGGAUUGCACUACAUGAGCGGAGUAACGCUACAGGAAGCUGCCUUUGUGAUUUCGCAGAACGAAUCGCUAGCGCCGUACUACGAAGUCGAUGAAAAAUUCUUCAAGCAGAAAGUAUGGGAACUAGUUUAUCGGUAUAACUACACAUUGAAUUUGAAUGGCACGUAUGAGGCUAUAAAAUAUAUGUACACUCAUUGGCCAGAUCCACAGAAUACAACCUUUAUCAGGGAGCAGUACAUAAAUCUUCUUUCGGAUUUCCUUUACCGAGCCCCGGCAGAUAAGAUGACUAAGCUUCUGGUGGAAAGACGACUUCCGGUCUACAGCUACGUUAUGAACACGACAAUUGAAGCUCUCAAACUUCCAGAAUGGCGAAAAGUACCGCACGAUAUCGAGCAUUAUCUUCUAACAGGGGCACCUUUCAUGGAUGUUGAGUUUUUUCCCAGAAAAGCCCGUCUUGAUCGAUUAAUGUGGACCGAUAAUGAUCGCAAUAUGAGUCACUUCUUUAUGAAAACAUUCUCGGAUUUUGCACGCUAUGGAAACCCAACGCCGCAACAAGUGCUGGGACUAUUUUUUGAGCCGGCUAGAAAUGGUGAACUCAAAUAUUUGAACCUGAACACCACGUACAACUCUACAAUUCGAAUGAAUUUCCGCCAAACGGAAAGUGCUUUUUGGACACAGUACAUUCCCACAGUGGUCGGAGUAAUGGUGCCAACUUAUCCCCCUACUACGGAGUUCUGGUGGGAGCCUAAGGAACCACUGCAGAUAGCUUUCUGGAGUAUGUCCGCCGCGUGUCUGCUUCUGAUCGUGUUGGUAGUUAUAUGCUGUAUACUGUGGCGAAACGCAAAGAGGCAAUCAGAUCGGUUCUACGACGAUGGAGUUUUUGUAGUGGAUAAUCCAGAAUCCGAGCGCGAUGUUGGAAUCGACAACAAUGUUUUGCAGGCUCAACCACUUAGAACGCGAGAUAAUAUCUACGAGUACCGUGAUUCACCGGCGAAAUACAAAUCUCCACCAAACGAUUCCUCUUCGAUCCGGUCCCCCAGUUCGCUGGCGAUGACACAAACCACUGCCAAGUCUAUCUCCGGAAGUCAGAGCUCCCUGCGUAGUGCCAUUUCAAUGAAAGAAACAACCAACAUAAGUCCUAUUCCUCGGUCCGAGUCAAACUUUGAUCGCAACAUCAAGUACGCCGAACGCGGGGUGGACACCGAAAUCAAUAAAAACGGAAAGUACCACAGUACGGAUUCCAGAGGUGCCCUUAGUGAUACGAAAUCGAGGGAAUUUUCAACCAGUACACCUAUCGAACCGGAUCCGAGAUCUCAGCAACCGACUCCGCAACCGGCUAGCCGGGGAACAGGUCGAGUCGGAUACGAUCGUAGCAACAAUGCAAGUCGAACGAAUUUAAUCGAAGGAAUUCCGCAGACCGAGGUUUAGGUGGUAAGUUAAGAUAUGAAACACGUUAAGGUUUAGGAUAGACUAGAUUAGCCCAUUUGUAACGAAGUUUACCAGUUACAAAAUGCCACGCGUCCCCAUCACAACACAAAUCAACCUCGAUUAUCCCAACAUAUCAGGUUAGGUUUAUUUAACGAUAAGACAAACCGCUUUAGCCUUAAGAAGACAAUCGAAGCCGUACUGUAGGAAGUUUACAUACAAAAAUCUACAAUAGAUUGACGUUAUCGAAUAAGUGAAACAAAAGCACCAAGUGCCUUAAAUCUUAGGUAGGUAAAUAGUUGAUGUGUUCGUUGAAAUUCAGUCUUUAAACUUCAUAGAUUUUUGUCAUCAUCCAUAACAUAUUAUACAUUAUUCCAUACAACUGUUAAAUUUCGCUUCAAAAAUUUAAAUCAUCGGCUGCAUCACAAGCCUUAUGAUUCCUCUACCCAUUUUGUUUUCAAUUCUUGCAUUUUACUGCUUUACUAUUAUUAGAAUUGAAUCAUUUGUUUGAGAAACUGCUAUAUCCAUUUUACACAAUUCCGAGAAAACAACAACAAAAAAAGUUUUCAACAAAUUGGCACCGAAUCUUUCGAUUUCUUCAAUAUAGAUCAAAAACUCAAGCAGUAUUCCAUAAUUGCACUUAAUUGUUAAUUCCUCGUUUUCAUAUUCGUUUUAGUUCCUUCAGAGGUCUCAUAUAGAGGUCGAAUUCCAACGAGCGUCAGUUAGCUGUUAUUUUAAGAUAAACAAAUAUAAGACUCUCAAACACACAUACAGACUAGGCAGUAGCAUGCGUUUGGAGUCAAACACGUACUGAAUGUUAUAUUUAGUAGUAAAAGUCAGAUUUAGCCAAUUUUAUUAGUAGAUUUAUUGAGAAUUAAUUCGUUUUAUCUAAAUGUAAAUAAAUGUGCUGUGCAUGUCCAUAUGUUUCAGUGUAUCCGUCCAAUUGUGUUUAAGUGUACCGCGUCAACCUUUUUUGUUGUUGCUCGUGUUUUUAAUUACUAAGCUUUAUUUUAACUCUUGCCUAUACUGCCGUGAAUCGCAUAUCUAUCCCAUAUUUGCUGGGUUUCCUAUUGAUAUAGGACAAAUAUGCGAUUCUCAGUAGUAUAGAUAGUUUAUGUUUUCUAUCACGUUUUUUGUUCUAUUUAGCUCCUAGGUACUUACUUCACUUUCGUGUUCUCCCGCUUUUGCAUGAAUUAAAGCAGAACAAAUUUAGGCCAACCCGUGCAAAUAUUCUUUUUAAGCCCACCUUGCGUUAGAUUUAUGUAAAUAUACGUUUAUGGUGUCCUCCAUUUCAUACAUUCCUGAACAAGAACUUCAGCUUGCUUCCACUUACUCCAAAGUUGUUCAUUUAGACUAACCUAUUUCGCUAUUAUUAAGUUAGGGAAAGGCAAGCAUUUAAAAAUCAUUCUGUACAUAUAGUGAUGACUUUUUUCGAUUGAUUACCAUUUAAGUAUUAAUGAGUUUAGUUUUGCUGCACAAUUAUUCGUGGAACAAUUAGGUAGCAGAGUAGUAAUUUUAUUAGGAUAAGUAGAGUGGCAUAGUUUUAACAAACGAUAAACGAAAAUAAAGUUCUCUUUUACAAAAAAUA
Molecule: messenger RNA, 5974 nt
Organism: Armigeres subalbatus
Lineage: Eukaryota; Metazoa; Arthropoda; Insecta; Diptera; Culicidae
Gene: Gli
Product: cholinesterase
Exons: 8
Coding region: 1417-4389 (990 amino acids)
Cellular component (GO): tricellular tight junction; cell surface; septate junction
Source: RefSeq, a predicted model, not a curated record